Messenger RNA from Bursaphelenchus xylophilus (pine wood nematode), 1379 nucleotides. NCBI's taxonomy places the organism in Eukaryota, Metazoa, Nematoda, Chromadorea, Rhabditida, Aphelenchoididae. The record is from the annotation of a GenBank genome assembly.
AUGUACCCUCAGGAGUUGUGUGGCUUGAUUGCCCAUGUCUACGAGCAUAACUGGCCUCUCAAGUUCUUGUUUUUGGUUCAGUUUUUCUUUGCCAGUUUUUCUCUGAUCUGCUUGAUUAUUCUCGGGUUAUUAAUUAACAUCUGGCGAUGUUUUUCCGUCCAUAUUCGAUUGCUGAUUCUUUCUUUUCUGGUGGCAUUAGUGUUUGCUGAUAUUGGUAAGAAUUUAUCAUCAUUGUUUGAAAUUGCCACCUUUUUAAUUUAGGUGUCCUCCUUUCUAGUGUAUAUCAACUUCAAGUUAUUUUAUUCCGGGCAAAUGAUACCAGAUGUUACUGGUUCAGUUAUACUUACAACGAUUGUCAUGGUAGGUGAUUAUCUUAUUGCCUUAACUGUUUUAGUGAUCCGUCUUUUGUUCAACAUCUCUGUUGUCGGGAUUUAUACAUCUUCCACCAUUUUUGCCGUGGAAUCUUUGAUCUCCUGGAGUUUUAAAUUGAAGAAUUCAACUUCCAAAUACCUCAGUUUGUUCCUUAUAUCCGUUCAAUGGCUCUGCUCAACCAUUAUUGGGUUUGAUGUGAAUUUAUUUUUUGAUAAGACCGCCCAGUCCAAACUGCAUCAGCCCCAUUGCUCUACUCUGAUCCCCACUCCAACUCAAUUCAAUGGCAUCUUUUUCAUCCUAUUAUCUCUGCAUAUAUUUGCCCUCAUCAUCUAUACAGUUUCUUACAUUUAUUUCAGCAAGAAAAAGGUACGUUUUUUGAUGAUGACUAACCAUUUUUUUAAGGUCAUGAAGCGAUUGGAGACUGUAAACAAAAAACUUUACGAACAGUUUAUCUUCAAUGACGUCACAUUCCCAUUAAUUUGUAUGAUUGUGAGCCUGUACGUGGCCAAUGUUGUGCUUGAUGGACACUUUUUGUCCAUAAUAAUCUCCAUGGUGAAGAGUGAUACCCACGAAAAUGAAUUUAAUUAUUCGACGAAGGCUCUGUGGUACGAAUGUCAGGUAAACCGUUGCGUUAAAAACUAAAUAGACGAGGUUUUUAGACAGCAAUUGUCCCUCUGACGAGCAUUCUAAUUUUUGGAUUCCUCAUAAAAAGAAUUUGGCCGGAAAAUCCAAUCCAACAUCAGCAAGAAACCCUCGGGCGAACGAUCGAUGGAGGCUUCGAUGAGAAAUCUGACGCCCUCAGUUUUCACAGCUUAGAGGGAACUCUGAAAUGCAACAAAGCGAUGCAGGAACGAUGUCAAGAGAUAUGUUCGAAGCUCCCUCAGACAUCAUCCCCAUCCAUUUCUACCUUCCUUCCAUCCAAUUCUUCUUCUAGUCCCAAAUUAUAUGAUAUGGAAGAGGGCAGGAUAACCCGCUCAAAAAAUCAAAGCAACUCCUCUAAAGAUUAG